UUUUGCUAAAGGGGUCCUGACUGAACCCGGAAAACUUCUCACAUGUACAUUCACCGGUUGCUAAGCGAAGUUAUUACUCUUCUCGCUAUUGUAGACAAUAGUUUUGCGUUUAGACACUUCUAAAACGGAUAUACGGAGAUGAAAGUGGUUGCACUGAUAAGUGGAGGCAAGGACAGCUGCUACAACAUGAUGCAGUGUGUUGCUGCUGGACACCAAAUUGUUGCUCUGGCCAACCUGCGUCCAGCUCAAACAGAUGAGCUGGACAGCUACAUGUACCAGACGGUGGGCCACCAGGGCAUAGAGCUGUACGCUGAUGCUAUGGACCUGCCUCUUUAUAGACACAUCAUCCAGGGUUCCAGUCUGGACACCAGCAGAGACUACAGCAAAACAGAGGGAGAUGAGGUGGAGGACCUCCAUCAGCUGCUGCACUUGGUCAAGGAAAAGGAGGGUGUGGAAGGAGUGUCUGUGGGGGCCAUUCUGUCCGAUUAUCAGAGGGUCCGUGUGGAGAACGUGUGCAUGCGGCUUGGUUUGCAGCCCUUGGCCUACCUGUGGCGUAGAGACCAAGAGCUGCUCCUCCAUGAGAUGAUUUCAUCGAACCUGCAUGCUAUCCUCAUCAAAGUUGCUGCUUUUGGCCUGGACCCAGAAAAGCACUUAGGAAAAUCCUUGGCUGAUAUGAAGCCCCAUCUGAAACAGCUUUCCACUAAGUAUGGUGUUCAUAUCUGUGGAGAAGGAGGUGAAUAUGAAACCUUCACUCUUGAUUGUCCCCUCUUCAAAAAGAAGAUUGUCAUUGAUGCAGCUGAGACAGUGAUCCACUCGGCUGAUGCUUUUGCACCGGUCGGCUACCUACGUUUCACCAAAAUGCACACAGAGGACAAACAUGGAGAUGUGGUGACGAGAGCUUUGCCCCAUGGUAGUUGUCCUUGCCAGAGCGCCAUUGACAAGAUGACUGCGGAGCUGGAAUAUGCUGAUCAAGCUGAAGACAACCAGCACGAAUUUACAUCAAACUGUGACCUUAGUUGUCAGCGGGGCCACGAACGCCCUCCAUCCUGCUCAAAGAGAAGCUCAAGUGGCUUCCAGUGGAUCUCAGGCAUCAGUGGAGUGAAAAGUCAAGAACAUGGGAUUGAAGGCCAGACUUUAGAAGCUUUUACACAGCUGCAAAGUGAGUUGGACCGCAGAUCAUGGAAGCUGGAAAACAUCAUCUUGGUUCACCUUUAUGUGAAGAACAUGGAAGACUUUGCUCUUCUUAAUGCGGUCUACAAGAAGCACUUUUAUACAAAUCCCCCAGCCAGGGUUUGUGUCCAGGCCGAUCUGUCGACUGGUCAGCUGCUGCAGAUGGACUGUCUGCUUCAUGACUGGACUGAACCCCCGGAGGAAGGCUGCUUCCACCAGAAAGAAGCCCUGCAUGUCCAGAGCCUGUCCCACUGGGCCCCUGCUAACAUAGGGCCGUACAGCCAGGCCCUCAGGAUAGAUGAGGUGGUGUUCUGUGCUGGUCAGAUUGCUUUGGUUCCCUGCACCAUGAAUUUGGUAAAAGCUGACAUCUUUACACAAACCCAAAUGUCCUUCAGCCACAUGAAGAAGGUUCUGGAAGCUGUGACUGACAGCUUGACUCUGGCUCAUGCGGUCCAGGCUCACUGCUACACUACAAGAUACCAAAACAUCCCAAAGAUCAGAGAUGUCUGGAACAAGAUGCUGAAGACUUCUGUCGAAGAAAAGGACUUGUUGUGGGAUUCUGAGAUCAAACUUGUACCAUUAUUGAUUGUAGUGGUACCCGCCUUACCCAGGAAUGCAGCCGUUGAGCUUCACGUAACUGCAGCUAAGGAUGAGCCCUCCAAAAGAACUUUCCAUCGGAUCACUACGGAGGUUUCAUGUGGAUCUAUAGAGUGUCAAGCUGUGAUGUCUGCUAAUCGCAGUUGUGGUUCCUUGUCGGUUGCUCUGGACGUUCAAGGUGAAAACCUGAAGAUCAUGGAUGUGAGAUGUGUUACAGAAGAAGUUGGCACUUCUUUCACGAAAGCGUUGAAGAUGGUGGAUGCUGCACUGGUGCCCCAGUGUGCAAGAGUGUUCUACAAGAGCAGCUGCUCUCUGGGACACCAAAUUGUUCAAGGUCUUGAAGACAUUUUCAGAUGCUCUUUGGCCGGGUCCAGUCCCUCCGUGGCUCUGGUCCCAGUCCUGGACCUGCCCGACUCCCAGGUCCUCCACUUGUCCUGCUGGCUCAGUUUAUAGUAACACAUCACUUUACUGCUUUGUCCGGGCUUUCUGGGGAAAGAACAAAACUAACAAAAGAACGUAGGUGAAUAUGGGAAUCUCCCCAUCGGUGCUGACUGCUUUAGUAAAAUUUUAUGUGCCCACCCCACGUCAGAACCCAGAACUAUGGGAUCUGAGUUUAAGACUUCAGCAGCUGUUCAUUUACCUCAAACAGGAGUCUGAUGAUCCUUCUCCAUCUAACAGUUACAUACCAGAGGACUGGAGAGCACGGCCCACAAAGCGGUGUUUCAUUUCAGGAGGUGAUAAGCUCUAUCCCCUGAUAUCUCACCGGUUCUGGUGGAAUUUCUCUGAGCUUGCUAGCUGACAGCCUCUCAUAAAGGCCCUGCCCGGCACCACCUCUGACACCAUCUGUUCAGUUGUAAACCCACAGAUUUACUGUGUGACCGCGUUUCGAGGCUGUGUGUAAUGUGUUUGGAUGAGGUGAGUGAGUUUCUCUCUCAUGCUCCGUGGGGCAAUAGAUGUGUUAUUAUUGUGUAAUGGGCAAUCAGCACCGAGCACCUGAAAAGAUUAAGCCUCUUUAUGUUUUCUAUUGAUUCUUAGGCAGCCUGGUUAAUAGAAGGACACAAGCACACAAGUGUUUGUUGUGAGUGUUUGUGUUGCAAGUGUGUGUUUUGGUCAGAAGUGUGUGUGUGUUGUAGGGGAUGUCAGUGGACAGAGUGUGGCGAUACUAAAAGAAAAUAACACCAUUAACCAUCACUUCUGGAACAUUUGUUUUCUCAGAGAUCAUGAACCAUAUUGAUAAUCUAAGUGUGAAUGCAUCUUCACCCCGGCUUUUCUCUCCGGCGUGCUCGCCGAGUGGAGUGGGUUAUUGAUCUUCACUCGCGAUGAUGUUCUGAUUGUUGUCAUCAAAAAUUGAACAAUGGAGGCAGCCGAUAGAGCCUUAAGACUUGUAUUGAGUGUUGAAACACACAAACAAGCAAUUAUUUAUAAGUGUGAGCGUCCGAUUCUGUAUAAACAUACAGCGUGUGUUCAUGUUUGGAUGAUUCAAACACAACCCGCUAGAAAUGAAUCCUGAACUAUUAAUUGAUGUUGCUUUAAUGCCAUUAGACAAAUGUUGGUGCUUUAAUUGUGUCUUUACUUGUCAGUAAAAAUCUGUAAACCUAAAUAGGAGUUAGUCCAUGUUUAAUCUGUUUGUAGCUUGUAAAUACCAAUGUACUUCCUUCUGAAGGGAUAAAGUUUGGGGUAUUUUAUUUUGACACUUUAUUUUUCAAUAAACUAACAAAACCAGAACAAAAUAAUAUUUCUCUUUAUUGACUCUUGCAUCAGUGAAGCUGUUUUUGUUUACGGAUCAACAACAGAAGCUGUGAAGGAAUUUUCUCGUUCCAAACUUUUCACAACUCUCAGAGGGUCACCACACCACCAGGAUUCUCCUCGCCGCUUUUCCAUCAAACUCUAAACAUGAUAUUUUGUCUUUCAGCAGGCGUGUUUUCAUACACACUCUGGCAAAACCACAAGUAUACCCUCACAACCUCAUCCCAACCAGUGUGAUGGCCAAUGGCGGACACAUUUCUUCGUGUCCUCACCACUGUGCCGCCUCUCUAAAUGAAUAAAGACAGGGUGACAUUUAGCUUUUUUUAUGUGUGUGUUUUGUCAAAUGUACAUUUUUCUACCAAGCUGACCUGCAACCACUCUGCAACGAAAUAGGCUGCUGUGGCUAAUGUUGUCCUUUGUGUGGAGUGUAUCAGCCUGCGGCGCUUGUCAUUGUGGCCUUGCACAUGGACUUUAACUGUGUUUCUUCCUCCAGGCAAGCCCUGCAAAUGUGUGUGUGACUAUUUUUCCCCCCACAGGAGCAGCCUGGCUCGGGAGUAGCCUCUGCACGAACGCCUCCUCACAUCGUGGUCCGCUUGCCUCAGUGACUGCGGUUUUGUUUGUUUUCAUGUUGGAAUCCUUUUUGUUUCAUAAUGUAUUGUUUUCUUCCUCCCCGAUGGGCUGUGAACGCAGGUCUUUAUGGUCGCUGCAAUGACUUAAACUUUCUGCUGAAUGUACGUCUCCAUGUGCUGUUUGGUGGUGUCUGCUCCCCUCCUGUGGUCACUUGUGGUACUGCAGUUUUCACAAGCAAGAACUUUCUGUCCCUCUUGUUCUCAGAAUACCUAAAGCUGGCUUAUUUAAUACAUCAUUGCUUGAUAAUUAUAUAAUUACUGUAUGAUAAAGUUGACUAAUACAUUAUUUUUUAUUUCAAAGUGCUUAAAUAUUACUCUCUUUUAAGGCAUGUUAAAAUGAUAGUUUACCAUUUCAGCAGUAUGCCUUCCAUCUUCCAGGGAAGUUAUCUGAUCCAGACACAUGUUCUGCAGGAUUGAUGCAGAAUGCUGAUGUGAGGGAACAGACUCUUCCAACUGUUAGUAAAUCCCCUGCUAAUGCUGUUUGAUAUGUCUGUAAUCAAUGGUCAACGUGCCAGAUUAUUUCUGCCAGCCUGCAUUGUUGAAAAAGUUUAAAUCAUCGUUAGUUCUUUCAUGAGGCAUUAAUGCACAGCAUGAAUCAAAGUAAUCCAUGUUUGUUUUAGGAAAUAUUUCAUCUUAUUUUUCUUUAUUUAACACGUAUUUAACAAUUUAACAUAAUUGCAAAACAAUAUUUAAAAUAAUGCCUUCACAUUUGUUUGACAAGUUAGAAUAGUUCUUUUUAAAAUUAAUUUAAACACUUCUCAUGUGUAGAAACUGAUUAUCCAAAAGAAUAAAUCCUUUUGUGGGAAAUUUAUUCUUUUUUUUUAUUUCAGUCAUUUUUGGAUGAAAUGUGAUUGUUUUUGAAAAACAAUAAUAAUAAAGGCUGGAACUAAACUCUGGUUCUGUUAAACCAUGAGUAUCCCUCCUUGUCUCAAUGAAGCUGGAAAAAAAAUCCUAAUGUUUUGUUUUUUGUCCUGUGAAUAAUAAUUUUAAGGAGGAGGAGGAGAAUAGACAACUGCACUUAUAAAGUUACAAUGGCUAGUAGAAACACUUCCUGUUAAUUCUUUCAAAAUUAAAUGCUACAGUGUUUUGGUUUUAGAACGAGGUUUCAAUCUAGAAGUAGUUUUCUCCAUUCAGCUGAAAACACGAUUCAGAUUAUAUUUAUGUGACGGAGUUUAAAACAAUGGUUGUGUGCAGUGGCAUACUGGCCACCAGGAGCUCUGAGAUGCGAACGUUUUAGGUAUUAUUUAGGACAUCUGGAUGGAAAACAGGAUAACUUGAUCCUCUGGCUUAAUAUAAAAUAAAUGUAUUUAAGUAUAAAAUGUCAUCAGCAUAUGUUUAUAGUUUAGUCAUUAGUUCAAAGGCCAAUAAAUGUCCAGCUGAAUCUAAUUAACACACUCAGACAAUGCAUGUUUUUGUUUAACUUUAAAGGUCAAUAUUUUUGUUUAAACUGGAAAUUUUGUGUUUUGAUUUCGCAGUGAAUGCAUAAACUACUCCAAAAAAUAAAAACAAAAUACAACAAAAGUCAUCAGUACAGAAUAGAAAUGCAAUUCAUGUUUGCUGUUU
Messenger RNA from Nothobranchius furzeri (turquoise killifish), 5705 nucleotides. RefSeq names its product diphthamine biosynthesis 6 (gene dph6). Lineage: Eukaryota; Metazoa; Chordata; Actinopteri; Cyprinodontiformes; Nothobranchiidae. Gene Ontology annotation, biological process: protein histidyl modification to diphthamide. Gene Ontology annotation, molecular function: diphthine-ammonia ligase activity. The record is from RefSeq and is a predicted model, not a curated record.